AUGAGCGUCAACUUUGAAUCUCCUUCAUCAGUUUAUUCAAAAUCAUCAACAAUUAUUCCAAUUGAAGAUGGUAAGGUUUUCCUAUGGUUUUUCUGCAAACAAAAAAUUACAAAGAGUUUUCAGAAAAUCCAGAGUACCAUGAGAUCAAGGAAUUAUUCGAAGACCCUAAUGAAUAUGAAGUUCCAGAUAGUCAAAAGCACAAGAACAGCAACAAUGAUACUAAUUCGAGAACAUUCCUUGUUGAGCCCAAAUGGUUUUCUGAUUAUCGUGCUGGAAAAAGAAAGGAUUCAGGUAAAUUAAACAUUUUAUGAAAAUUAUAAUACAAUAGUUAUUUUAGCAGUAAAUAAUAUCCCUGAUGGUUUUCGAAUCACAAGAAAGUACGAAAUCACUACUGUUGCUUGUUUGAAAGACCCAAAUAGACCAUAUUUGCCUCCUGGUUUCAAUAACACUGUAAAAACACGUCAAGACUUGUCAGAGAUUAAUGUUGAAUCAAAGGAAAGGCUGAUUGUAAUCAAAAUGAUUGAAGAAAAAACGACAAAUCUCAAAACAAACGAAAUAUCAACAAGACAACGAGAAGAACUGGCGAAGGAUGCUUUGAAACUUCCAGAACGGAAGAAAACUCCAACACCUAUCAAUAUGUCAAAAUAUAUAUGGAUUUUCAUCAUUGUACUUAUUAUUUUGACAGUUUUAGUUUUUGUUGCGGUUAGAUCGUUUCCCGUCUCAUAUCAAUGGUACGUCAACACUAAAUCACUUGAAAUCAUCGGAUGA
Caenorhabditis angaria is the source of this 768-nucleotide messenger RNA. NCBI's taxonomy places the organism in Eukaryota, Metazoa, Nematoda, Chromadorea, Rhabditida, Rhabditidae. The record is from the annotation of a GenBank genome assembly.